This is a messenger RNA of Dreissena polymorpha, 2085 nucleotides long. Its product is annotated as metal cation symporter ZIP14-like. Gene Ontology annotation, biological process: intracellular zinc ion homeostasis; zinc ion import across plasma membrane. Gene Ontology annotation, molecular function: zinc ion transmembrane transporter activity. Gene Ontology annotation, cellular component: membrane. Bases 160 to 891 code for a protein of 243 amino acids. The transcript has 5 exons. Lineage: Eukaryota; Metazoa; Mollusca; Bivalvia; Myida; Dreissenidae. The record is from RefSeq and is a predicted model, not a curated record.
CUCAAACGUUCGACCGACGUUUCGCUUGUAACGUUACAGAAACGUUCGGAAGUGGUUACUAAUGUCGCGACCAGAAUGCAGAGUUUCUGAAAUGUCCUUGCUACGUUAUGAUGAAACGUCCUGAAGAACAACGACAGAACACGAAAUACGGGUGCGGCAAUGGACUUCUCAUCGUUUCCUCAAACGAGAGACCCGCUACUGAAUAAAAACGUUGAUGGUCUUCCUCAUCUUUCACCGUGCGGCGAAAAUGAUUCAUCUGGCUCGGACAAAGACAGUACAGGGACUUCACGCAUUUCUAUAAGAGAAAUAGACCAGGUGCGGGACGAAAAUACACAGGAGGACUUGCCACUCCAUGUCAGGAAGCCUCAUCACCACAACCACAGAAAGGUGCAGCCUGUAGCCUGGAUGAUCAUUUUCGGUGACGCACUCCACAAUUUCAUUGACGGCAUUUCAAUAGGUGCUGCGUUCACGGAGAGCAUACUUGCCGGUGUUUCAGUCUCGAUUGCUAUAUUUUGCGAGGAGUUGCCGCAUGAAUUGGGUGAUUUUGCUGUGCUGCUGAAUGCUGGAAUGAGGAUGAAGAAGGCGCUGAUGUACAAUUUUAUGUCUGCCUGCAUGUGUUACCUUGGCCUCAUUGUGGGGAUAUUUCUCGGUGAAAACACAGCUGCACAUACCUGGGUGUUCGCAUUUGCUGGCGGAAUGUUCCUGUAUAUAUCGCUGGUCGAUAUGUUGCCGGAAAUGAAUGCUGCCACGGAAGUAGAAGAUAACAAGAACAUGAAUCACUUCACCAUAUAUAUACUGCAGAAUCUAGGACUCCUUACUGGCUUCGGUUUGAUGUUGAUAAUGGCGAUAUAUGGAGGUAGUCUAGAAAAUGCCAUCAAAGGCAUUUCAUAAAACUGCUAGUAUAGCUUGCAAACACUAACAAUUGCCACUUGCCAUUUUGAUAUGUUCAUAAGUUUUCUUCAUACUAGAAUGCUUUUAACCCUUUACUGAUCAGCAGCAAACAGCAUAAAACCUGUAAAUGAGUUACUCGCAGGCUGUUUUGGUUUUGUGCUGUUAGAACAUCGCCAUUUUCACUUUGCCUCUGAGUGGAAAAGGGUUAAGUAAAUAUGAAUAUAUGCUAUUUACUAAGUGUUAUAAUUGGUUUAUUCUUUGAAACCCAUUGUGAAACAAAAUCGAUUAUUAAUGUAGGACAAAAUUCAAAAUGAUAAUAACGUUCACAAUUAUCAAGUUAUUGUUGGCAAGCUAUACAGGUGAAAGAAUUCCCAUGUUUUAAGUGUACUUUUUUCAACUUUGUACAAACAAUAAGGUUGGCAUUUAAUGUUUGGUUUUAGUUUGUUUGUGAUAUUGUUUUAAAUCUAUGUAAAUCUUUUAAGAAAUUCUAUACAGAAAUAAUAUUUUUAUAUACUUCUUUUACGGGACUGUUGGUUUGUUUGCUUCUGUUUACAUGACCGUUAAUCACAUGAGCCAAUGCAACUUCCGAGGUGGCGCUCAGGCCCGGGUGUUUUGAAAUUUCAUUAAUAAUUUUACAAGGUGAGUAGGUUUUAUAUGUUAUUUCUUCAACAUAUUUCGCAAUAUUUGUUUUAAUCGGGCAAUGUAGCGCGAUUCUGCGAAGAUUAAUUAAUCCAAACAAGUACAGAAACAAACAUUCGCAACCCAUUAAAAAACUUAAGAACCUUUAUAGGUUUUAAAAAGCAGUUUGAUGAAUUGUUCCUGUGUCACGAGAAAAUUUCCACCCAAUAAUAUCGCGUACGGCAUCAAACGAUUGCGUACAGCAUACAUUAGAUGCUACAUGCACAAAAAUAUUGGCUUUUUGCGAACAAAGUAGAUAAUGUUCCAUUUUUAACAAAAGAAAAGCGACAUUUACACACAUAGCCUUAGAUUCUUGACCAACAUUUACACACCUUAGACUAGAAUUUGUGUGGAAUUUACACACAACACUUAUGUUUUGAGUGACAUUUACAGACAUAGCACUAUAUUUUUGAGUGACAUUUACAGACCUAGCAUUAGUUAUAAGUGAUACUUACAUAUGUAGCAGUAGAGUUUUGGAUGUCCUAUACAUACAUAGCACUUGAGUUUUUAUUUACA